This is a messenger RNA of Rana temporaria (common frog), 2781 nucleotides long. It is a transcript of the gene SF3B4, whose product is annotated as splicing factor 3b subunit 4. Gene Ontology annotation, cellular component: nucleolus; U12-type spliceosomal complex. Gene Ontology annotation, biological process: positive regulation of mRNA splicing, via spliceosome. NCBI's taxonomy places the organism in Eukaryota, Metazoa, Chordata, Amphibia, Anura, Ranidae. Bases 77 to 1267 code for a protein of 396 amino acids. Gene Ontology annotation, molecular function: RNA binding. The transcript is spliced from 6 exons. The record is from RefSeq and is a predicted model, not a curated record.
GGAACGGAAGUGACGUAGCGGAAGUAGGGACGAAUCAGCGGUGCGGCGCUGAGGCUGUGUUGCAUGCUGGUUGAAGAUGGCGGCGGGACCGAUUUCGGAGCGGAACCAGGACGCCACAGUCUAUGUCGGAGGUUUGGACGAGAAGGUAUCCGAGCCGCUACUAUGGGAGCUGUUUCUCCAAGCCGGGCCAGUAGUAAACACUCACAUGCCCAAGGACCGGGUCACAGGGCAGCAUCAAGGUUAUGGCUUUGUGGAGUUCCUUAGUGAGGAGGAUGCAGACUACGCCAUUAAGAUUAUGAACAUGAUCAAAUUAUACGGGAAGCCCAUUCGAGUGAAUAAAGCCUCGGCACACAACAAAAAUUUGGACGUUGGAGCAAACAUUUUUAUUGGUAACCUGGACCCUGAGAUCGAUGAGAAGCUUCUGUACGACACCUUCAGUGCCUUUGGUGUCAUCCUCCAGACCCCCAAGAUCAUGCGAGAUCCAGACACCGGCAAUUCCAAGGGCUACGCUUUCAUCAACUUUGCAAGCUUUGAUGCUUCAGACGCAGCCAUUGAGGCCAUGAACGGACAGUAUUUAUGUAACCGUCCCAUCACAGUGUCCUAUGCCUUUAAGAAAGACUCCAAGGGUGAGAGGCAUGGCUCGGCGGCAGAGAGGUUGCUGGCUGCACAGAACCCGCUGUCCCAGGCUGAUAGGCCUCACCAGCUUUUCGCAGAUGCCCCUCCUCCUCCGUCAGUUCCUGCUGUCAUCACUUCGCUAACCAGCGCUGUAGCUGCAGGCUUACCCGCUUUUCCUCCAGUUCCGCCACCUGGUGCAUUACCUCCAGGAAUGCCUCCAUCGAUGCCUCCACCCCCAAUAUCUUCACUCACUGGAGGAGGAGGGGGUGGUGGAGGUGGUCAACCACAAGUACCAAUGCAGUUCCAGUCUGGAGCUAUGCACCCAGGUCUACAGAUGCAGGCACCGCACCCAGGAAUGGCUCCGUCCCCUGCUCAGAUGGCCUCACGUCCUCCUGGUAUGGCUCCUCCUGGACCCCCUCCAAUGGGAAUGCCACCACGGGGACCUCCAUUUGGAGCAAUGGGACAUCCAGGAAUGCCUCCCGGAAUGCGCCCACCACCUCUCAUGCCACCACACGGCUUCAACGGUCCUCCCAGACCACCUCCCUAUGGCUACCAGCGUGGUCCUCCCCCACCUCCUCGCCAGGCUCCACCUCCUCCACGUCCCCCAACUGCCCGUCCCCCUGCACCUAUGAGGAUGCCAAUGCCACAGUGAUCAGGAAAAACGGACUCCUCGCCAACCUGCAUCUUAUGAGAACUCUGUACAGUGCUCCAGCCUACAGCUUGUUCUUCUUUUUUUUUUUUUAUGUGUUCUGUGGAAGUCUCGGCAGAGUUUUUGUACGAUUCCAAAAUGUAUACAGACUUUUUUGUUUCCUUUUUGAUUUCCCUAGGAUUGAAAAUUCUGGGUGUCUGGGGAACACAUUAAAAUCAUCAUCAUACCAGCGCAGGCAAUGCAAUACUUCUCCGGGGACCUUUGUUGAAUUUUCCAUUGUCUUGUAUAGAGAGCCUGUCAUCUUUGUAAAAUGGUUCCAUUUAAAUUGGGUUUGCUUAAAAGAGUAUUUUUAAAUUUGUUUCCUUUUUUUUUUUUUGCAAGACACGGAUUGCUAGACUACCUAGCUACUCUACCAUAUCCCAAAGCUGCCACGUUUAAAGUAAUUCUGUCCUGAGAAAUGGAGCGUUACUAUUGCCGGCUUUUCAUUCUGCAAAUCCUAGCUGCCUGAUUGUCAUGCUGAUUGAACGUCGCUAACCCAGAACAGGUUUAUAGAUGAUUAUUAUACAGAAUUUAUAGUGCCAACAGUUUACGCAGCACCUUACAAAAUGAAGGCAUAAAUUACAGUUACAAUACCAUUUGAUACAAGAGGAAUCGGAGUGCCCUGCUUGUUGGAGCUUACAAUCUAGGCCUUCUGAUUUUUUUAUUUUUAUUUUUUGUCCCCAGUCACCGACUAAGAAAGUGGAUGCCAAGGCCUCUCCUCCCUGGUAAGCUAUACUUGCCAAUACAUGUUGCAGGACUCCACACUGAAGAAGCGUCCAUUGCGGAGCUUACCUAGGUGGAUGAUGUCACUGCAGGCCCCUCCUCCUUCUGUCACGUGAUCGUGUUCAGUCCCAAAGAGUGGCCAAUCGGGCCUCGGCACUGUCACACGGGAGGGGUUGAAUGCUUCCCUAUACAUGGAAGCCUCACAAUGCUAGAGCAAUAGAGCCAGGAGCCAGGAGGGAACAUGGAUGGGUAGGGGGCUAUCGGGAGGUAGGGGCAGCAUGCCCUUAAUAGGGAAAGUGACUGACACUCUCUCCACAGCUAGGUGGCUAGCAUUUCCAGAAUUGGCAGUUUUCUUUUAUUGUACUUUUCUUAGGAAAGAUUUAUUUUUAAAAUAACCAUAAAGUGCUUGAUGGUCCCUUUUUUAAAGGUGUCAGCAUGGAUAGAAGCUUGGUCGAGAUGCUCAAGUUUUGCAUCAUUAAAGUGGAGUUCCUAUUAAAAUUCUAAAUAUUAAAAGUCAGCAGCUACAAAUACUGCAGCUGCUGACUUUUAAUAACCGGACACUCACCCCCCCACAUCACUACUGGCACACACUGCGCACUGUGAUUGGCUGAGUAAUCAUCUGGGACCUGUGACGUGUCCCAGAUGAUUGCCGAGAAGGGGGGGGGGGGGUGAGGUGACCUUCAUUCCGGUGCCAUGGUGCCCAGGGAGGAAGUGGGAGCUGAAACCCUCUAAAGAAAAGUUUCCGCCCCCCCCCC